Messenger RNA from Arachis ipaensis, 2462 nucleotides. The record is from RefSeq and is a predicted model, not a curated record. NCBI's taxonomy places the organism in Eukaryota, Viridiplantae, Streptophyta, Magnoliopsida, Fabales, Fabaceae.
CCGUUUCUUCUUCUCUUCCCCCUUCUCUGCACACACCCCUUCUUCUGUUCUCUCAUUCUUCCAAUUCUUCAAUUUUCGAAUUCUCCAUUUGAGUUGCUCUGAUUUUCUCGGGAAAACAAAAUUUUCCGGGGAAGUUCUCAUUUUCACUGCGCAAUCUGAAGUCCCGGAAUCUGUGGCUUCCAACGAAAUCACAGCUUCCAGCAAAAUCAUUGGCUGGUGGGGUUGGUCCCUGUGAAGCUUAGGGUGUUUACAAGGACUGGCUCUGAUUUUGCUCCAAUGGAGAUGCAGGUUUCAUUGGUCAUACACCUUCACUCUUCUGGAGACUUUUUCCUUCUAUUGAUAGAAAAAGAGGAUUUCAAUGUGAAUUCGAAUUCAUCAAGGGACUUUAUUUCUUAAUAAGGAAAUAAUGUCUCCUAGGAACUGAAAUAUAUUCUAGACCAAAUCGAAGGCACAAAGCUAAGCAAGUCUGGUACAGCCAGUGACUUCCAUUCCAAUGAUGGAUCACAAUCCCAAUCGCCGGAUAUAAGUUCUGUUGGGAACAAUCAUGCCCCCAAGGUGAGGAAACCAUAUACCAUCACUAAGCAAAGGGAGAAGUGGACUGAGGAAGAGCAUGAAAAGUUCCUUGAAGCUUUGAAGUUGUAUGGUCGGGGAUGGCGUCAAAUUGAAGGUUGUGCGGGAAUCGGACGGAAGUGCUGAAAGUUCUAUACAUCCGAUUGACAUACCUCCUCCUCGUCCUAAAAGGAAACCCCUUCAUCCAUAUCCUCGUAAAUUGGCCAACUCCUUCAAAAGGCACUCCAGACCAAAUGAACCAGAAAAAUCUCCAUCGCCUAAUCUGUCCUCUGCGGAGAAAGACUCUCAAUCUCCAACCUCUGUGCUAUCUGCCUUUGGUUCGGAAGCAUUUGGGUCAGCAUUUUCAGAGCAUACCAACAGAUGCCUUUCUCCGAAUUCUUGCACUACUGACAUUCAAUCAAUUAACUUGUCACCUAUUGAGAAGGAAAAUGAUUGCAUGACAUCUAAACCAUCCAAGGAGGAAGACAAAACGCCUCUAGCUUCUGCCGCUUUAUCCAUUAGCUCACAACCUUACUUGCACAUGAAGUCUGAGAAGUUGGAGUUGUGUUCCAAGCAAACCAAGUGUAUCAACAACGAUGUUGUCAAUGUCCUGCCCACUACUAUAAAGCUGUUUGGAAGAACCGUUUCAAUGGUCGGUAAUCAGGAGUCAAUUAAUACUGAAGAGGAGUGUGUUAAGCUAUGUACUACUAGGUCUGAUGAAGUAGAUGAUGUUGAGAAUCAAUUGAAUACUCAGUUAUCACUAGGCAUGUGUAAUGGAAGUUGGCGAGUAAUGCCUAAAGAAGCUAUAGUGACGGGCGCGGAGCAUCCGAAGGAGGACCUUGGCCUUGGAGAAUCUGCACCUGAAGCAUCUUUGGCAUGGUCAAGUUUGUUCCCAGGCGGUCCGGCUGCUUACUUUGGUUCAUCCAAUACAGUCGUAAAUCCUAUGCCUCUUCACCCCUCCUUAAAAGUAAGAGCUAGAGAGGAGGAAGGUUCUUGUACUGGUUCCAAUGGUGAAUCAGUCAAUGAUGUGGAAAUUCAGGGCAAGAUUCAGGGAAGGUCCUUGGACACCGUCGAUUCCAGGUGUCAACAAACAUCUCAUCAAGAGGAAGUAGUAGUCCCCCAGAAGUCUCCAAGGGGUUUUGUACCAUACAAAAGAUGUUUAGCUGAAAGAGAUGCAAGUUCUUUGAUUGUUGCAUUGGAAGAAAGGAAGGGGCAAAGAGCUAGGGUGUGCUCAUAGCCCUUACCUUCCCCCAUUUUUUUUUUUUUUUUAAUUUGAUGAUGCUUCAUUCUUGCUGAUACAUGGGAUAAACGGGCUCUUGUGAGAAUAAGGAACUAAUUAUCACUUAGGUAGCUGAGUUCUAAUUGUCAAAAUUGACAAAGCAUCUGAUUCUUUAACACGAAGUGUGCACUUGGGAGCUUUCUUCAUUCUUUCACUUUAAGACACUCUUUAUGUUCAAUAAUUCAAGAGGGGGUGGUGGGCAUCAUCAUCAUUCUCACCAAAAGUUUACUUAACCAAAUAGAGUUUGGUACACCUUAAAGUCUCUAUUUAACUUGUGUUAGUGUUCUGUUUUUGGCAUAUUUCAUGUCUCUUUAUAAUCUCAUGAUUGCAUCAGUAAUGGAUUGAGGGUAUAUAAAAGGAAGGGUGGAAGACAAGCACAUUCAGGAUGUCUCAGCUCACAAAACAUUAGUUAGUUAUACAAAAUCGAAUGAUGAUAAUUAGGGUACUAUUGUGGGGUGUCGUGCCGCAAACCACCUGGGCAAUUUGUAUAUCUGAAUUUUUCUUCUGUAUUAAAUUUUUAUAUAUAUUUUUUAGUGGGAUGCUGUAAGCCAUUACAAUGUACUUCUGAUUGUAUUCUUGGCCUUGCUAAGAUAGUGGUUCAAUUCAAGUCACUCAAUCAUGCAUUAUCAUUUAA